Messenger RNA from Aureobasidium musti, 966 nucleotides. NCBI's taxonomy places the organism in Eukaryota, Fungi, Ascomycota, Dothideomycetes, Dothideales, Saccotheciaceae. The record is from the annotation of a GenBank genome assembly.
AUGACUGCUCCGAUGGCUACGAUAGGCGUCAUCUCGAUCGGUGAGAUGGGGCUAGGAGUCGCCAAACUGCUCAAAGCAAGUGGAUAUCUAUCUAACGCAAAUGAACNNAGCCAAGAUACACAUGACCGAGCCAGAUCAGCAUCUGUAGACCUGGUCUCUACGGAUGAGGAACUAGCAGCGAUGUCAGAUUAUAUUCUCUCUAUCGUGCCUCCAAGAGAUGCCGUAGCGACUGCAGAACGAGUAGUAAAAGCCAGCAACACCAAAAGAGACAAACCAUUGUACUACCUCGAUAUGAACGCGGUCUCGCCAAAGCUGGUUAGGAGCAUAAAUGAGCUCUUCAAAACUGCUGGCCACAACGUUCGACUCAUUGAUGGAGCUGUGAUUGGCAGUGCACCAAGCUUGAAAGACGAUCAGACCGACUCGUCCAAGCCCGAAGCAUGGAAGCGACCCGGUAUUCCCAUGUCUGGACCGCAUCGAUUGGCAGACGCUGAACCAAGUGGAGCACAUCUUGCCAAUACACUCGGGGCCCGACACAUCUCAGACGAAAUAGGCGCGGCAUCAGGACUGAAGAUGAGCUUCGCAAGUUUGACCAAAGGACUUACUGGAUUGGCCAUCCAAUCUUUUACAACAGCUCAUCGACUUGGAGUCUUGCCAGAAUUGCAGCAGCACCUCCAACUGUACAGUCCCAAGACAUUCGAACUGGUCAAUGCUUCGAUGCCACGCAUGCCACCCAAGGCCUACCGCUGGGUUAGGGAGAUGGAGGAGAUUGAUGCAACAUUGACGGAAGAUGGCGGGUUUGGAGAAGAGUCAAUUUUCAGUGGCAUCGCUAGAACAUAUGACUUGGUUGCCCAUGGCACAGAUCUAGGUAAAGAGAAGACCGAGAGGAGAAACAGAGGCAAGACAGCCGAAGAUGUGGCGUUAUUGAUGAGUGAAGGCAUCGAGCAACGAAAGCAGAAGAUGGAUUAG